CUGGUUCCUGGCAUUUGGGUGGACCGUAAAUGCGUCUUUUUGUGUACUGAUUAAGCCAGUUCCUCUUUAGUCACACAGUAUAUUCUUUUGGUGGCGCUCUCAAAGAGUGAAGGACCUGAAAACCUAAGAAACAGCUGUAAUUUUGUAGGAGACGGCUUUGGAGAAUGUGACCAAUGCUAACUCAGUUAUGAACAUUAUUUGUGGAAAUGCUUAUUCAUAUUCUUAAUGUUUUAAGAUGUGCCUAUUUUCAGAAGAUUGCGACUUGAGAAGUUUUACUUUAUACUAAUCGGAAGAUUUUAACAAGACUUCUGGAAAUAACAUUUGUGCGGCUUUCCCUUGUGAAAUUGUAACCUACUCUGCAAACAUGAAUUAUAUGGUUUUAGCGAUUUUGAUUCAGCUCACAUACAGCCUGGUUCAUGCUGAACUGGAUACAGAGAGCCUGAAGUGUCACAAUGACUAUGAGACAACAAUGAUUUGUGAGAUCGACGCAGAAGGGCCUGAGGACUGUAACAAUAGUUCUGCUUUAGUUUUUUCAGGAACUAAUUCUGAAAAAAACUAUACAUGCACUCUGGUGUAUAAAAAUGCAGACUUCAGCUCCUUAAAAACACAUUGUUGGUGCAAAACUCAGAUGCCACGAUUUGUUUAUAAUGACAAUUAUACGGUAUACCUAUUGACUGGGAAAAUAAGUUCACACUUGAAGAAUAUAAUUCCCUGCAACAACAUCAAACCAAGAGCUCCCCAUAUACUGAAUGUGAAACAUGGAGAGAAUGGAAAUUUCCGAGUCACCUGGGAAAAUAAUUACUCUAAUGAAAGCUUCUUAUAUGAUAGCCUGAAUUUUCAGCUGAGCUACGGGAUAAAAGAGAAGGGAGAUGAAGUUGCAACAGUAUUAAAUGUCAGCGAUUUCUUCUAUGAGAUUUUAAAGAGCAGCCUGAACCCUGGGCGUGAUUAUGUUGUGAAAGUGAGGUCAUACUCAAGCAACUACCAAACACAGUUCAGUGACUGGAGUCAGGAGCUGGAGUGGCACAACUCUAUGACUGUUCCUGACAUACUGAAGGUGGGAAUCCCAGUUCUUUGUGUAUUGCUUAUUAUCACCAUUGUUUCUUCUUAUCGAUUCUACACUAGGUAAGUUUGAUUUAAGUAU
This is a messenger RNA of Lepisosteus oculatus (spotted gar), 1141 nucleotides long. NCBI's taxonomy places the organism in Eukaryota, Metazoa, Chordata, Actinopteri, Semionotiformes, Lepisosteidae. The record is from RefSeq and is a predicted model, not a curated record.